GGGGAGGAGGAAUGAACGCGAGCGAUAACAGACGGGCUGGUUUAGGUCGCAAAUGAAAUCAAACAGACCGGGACACCAAAAGAAAAGUCAGACGGCUGCAAAGGCACAACGAAAAAAGAGAUAGAGCAAACAGACAGCAAACAAAAAAUACUGCAUUAAUAGAGCCGCAGACAAAAAAACAAGCCCUUAAAUAGCCAUUCGCUGAUGUAUUUAGAAAAAAGAUGAGUAGACGAUACUGAUUGGAGUUGACAAGCCCGCUCCGCUACUGAAUCCACUCUCCCUCCCCCUCUCCCAAACCAGGAAAUCGUCGAGUGUGCUCUGGCUUUCCCCUGUUGGCUCUCCCAGAUCCCGGUGUGGGCAGAUACAUGUGCAUUUCGUCGCGAGUAUCGACUUUUGUUUUGUUUGUUUUUUUGUUUUUCCAAACUCCGGCAAAAGAUCUGAGCCACAAAAAGACAAUCAGGGAGAGGAUCCACACUCUCGCCUAACAAUGAGUGAGUCCAGUAUUUGCCAGGCCCGGGCCACGGUGAUGAUCUAUGACGAUGGCGGUAAGAAGUGGGUCCCGGCUGGAACGGGCCCGCAGAGCAUCAGCCGGGUGCAGAUCUACCACAACCCCUCCAGCAACGCCUUCAGGGUGGUGGGACGCAAGAUGCAGACGGACCAGCAGGUGGUGAUAAACUGUCCAAUCCAGAAGGGGUUGAAAUACAACCAGGCCACGGCCAACUUCCACCAGUGGAGGGACGCGCGGCAGGUGUGGGGGCUCAAUUUUAGCAGCAAAGAAGACGCAACGCUGUUCGCCACCAGCAUGACGCACGCGCUGGAUGUGCUGAGCUCCCUCCCUGACUCGGGUUUCUCCUCGCUCCCCCGCCCCCCGCAGAAUGGACCGUCCCCAGAGGAGCUGGAGCAGCAGAGAAGGCUGGAACAGCAGGAGAAAGAAAGACAGGAAAGAGAGAGGCAGGAGAGAGAGAGACAGGCAGCAGCGGCUGCAGCACCACCUCCCACUCCACCCAUGGCCCCAGGAGGUCCCCCUCCUCCACCUGGCCCCCCUCCUCCACCGGGCCCCCCACCUCCAUCUGGGCCCCCCCCGCCACCGGGCCCCCCUCCUUCAGGCGGACCCCCUCCCGCCCCGCCGCUCCCCGUGUCUGGAGGAGGUGGAGGUGGUGGAGGCGAUGGGCUAGGCGGGGGCUUAGCUGCAGCCCUCGCUGGGGCCAAACUACGCAAAGUGCCCAAGGAUGACGGAGGAGGUGGAGCACCAGCCCCCAAGCCGGACGCCAGCCGCACUAGCGCCACACUGCCAGCAGGGGGCGGAGGCCUGAUGGGGGAAAUGAGCGCCAUACUUGCCCGACGGAGAAAAGCCACCGACAAGGGGGAGAAGGUGGUCGCGAAGGCCGAAGAGCCUAGCAACGACGACUCCGAGCCCUCAGAUUCCGUCAAGAGACCCUGGGAAAAAGCUUCUACUAUGCCCAGGCAUAACUCCGUCUCCAGUCGCAUGGAACCCACAUUCUCCCCAUCAACGCUGUCCAGGAUGAAGCAGGUAUCCAGCAGUAAUGACUCUGGAAGUGGAGAGGAAUCGGAGAUGGAGAGAAUCAAACAGGAGCUGCUGGAGGAAGUUCGCAAGGAGCUGCAGAAAGUUAAAGAGGAGAUUAUUGGAGCAUUUAUCCAGGAGCUGCAGAAGAGAGGCUCCACAUAGUCCUGCAGGAGCUCUGGAAAGGGAUGGAUGGAGAGAGGGAGAGAAAGAGAGAGAGAGCGGGAUGGAAGGAUGUAGGGGAAGAGGGACCCAGUUAGGUGGGGUGGGGUUGGAUUGUCAUUUACCCUUCCCCCUCACAUCUCCCCCCACACCCUCUGUCUUCCUCCCCAACACUCUUAUGUGCAACCCAAGGAACACAUGCGCGUGCACACACCAACACCAACAUCAACACCAACAUUAACACAAACACAGAUACAGACACAGACACACAAACACAAAGCCCAAGAAUGUAUCAUAUGCUGGGAACAUACCACACCCCUCUCUCUCUCCCUCCCUCCCUCCCUCUCUCUCUGUCUGACCCCUCCGUGCAUCCCACUCUUAAACUUGGCUUCAUGUACAGUCCCAUUGUUUAAGAUCCACGAUUGGUCAGAGUCACAAGUUUCAUAUCUCUUCAUAUCCCUCCAUCUCUCUCACAGCCCCCCCCCCACGCCCAUCCCCACCCCCAUAUCACCUGACACAUUUUCCUUACCGCUUCAUCACCUUUUUUAUGCAUCUCACCAAAACUCUUACUUGAGUCUCCAGUAUUCAGGGAAUGUUAUUCUGAACAAUAACUACACUAAAGGUGCACUAGCGCAGACGGCUUUUUACAUUUCCUUUGCCUUCCCUGCCUGCUAAAGCUGCUGCCUAAUACCAAGCAAUCAGAAUAAAGGUCUUAGCGUCUCCAACCCUGGGCCUUGAGAGCCCCCGGCUCUGCUGGGUUUAUGUUCUUACUCGGCACUUAAUCAAUCACACUUGAUCAAUUACAGCAGCUGAUAGCGCAGUUAACGCUCCUCACUUGGUUUCUUGGGCCUUAAUUGGUUGUUGAUUUUAAUAUUGAAAGCAAUCCAGCUGAUCCCUGUAGAUUCUCCAGGACCAGGGUUUCGGGGAGCCCCGAUAGAGGGCUUUUCAUACGGGCUCUGAAAGGAUCGGUCAGGCAGGGCAGAGCUAAGUUUGAGCGUGUAGUGGCGUCGGUGGACAUCUGUACAGUCAUAAUAGGGGCCGUAGGGAAAUGGCCGCUUGUCUGGGGCCCCUGCUGCAGGACUGGAGGGGUCGCGACCACCCCCCUCCCCCACGUACACGCCAAACCGCACAGGCACGAGAAGAGGCGGAUGCUGGGAAGUUGGGAAGAGGAGUUGUGGCUGCCCUCCACAAAGCCAUGUGUGUUGCCUCUGCUACCGCUCUCCAUUGUAACCAGGUCCAGGGGAAGGGGGGAUGGAAGAAAUGAAAAGAAAGAACACACAGAUGGAGGGAGCUGGUCCUUUCUGCAGGAGACAUGGCUAAAGGCACCCCGGGCUGCACGGCCCCGUGGAAACGGGGUCCUGCUUCUGGCUCGACCGUUCUGCCUGUCGUUUCCAUCGCAAGCCUCGCGGUUCUCAAACUCUGCUCCUCUCUUUCCUUUAAGGUCUGUUGAUAUACAUCAUCAUAUGGAGAGAGAGAAAUAACUUGGCUACGACUAAGCCUGAUAACUGCCUUGGAGAAUAUAUAUAUAUAAUAUAUAUAUAUAGCGUAUAUAUAUAUAGCGUAUAUAUAUAUAUAUAUAUUUGUUUUUGAGGGAAAUUGAAAAGCAAAAAAUAAGAUGUUUCUAUUUUAAUUGAGAUUACUGGUGAAUGGGGAAUUUUUUGAUGAUUUCUUUUCUUUUUAAAAAGAUUAUUUUGGGUUUAUUGUUGUUUUUUUCUAUUAGAGUAUAGCCUUUUUACACUGAAAUAUAAAGAAAAUGGCGUACAGACACUGGACUAGACAUGCCUUUAUAGUCAAAUACAGUCGCUUCUUCUGCA
Messenger RNA from Anguilla rostrata (American eel), 3498 nucleotides. It is a transcript of the gene vaspb, whose product is annotated as vasodilator stimulated phosphoprotein b. NCBI's taxonomy places the organism in Eukaryota, Metazoa, Chordata, Actinopteri, Anguilliformes, Anguillidae. Gene Ontology annotation, molecular function: SH3 domain binding; profilin binding. Gene Ontology annotation, biological process: neural tube closure; axon guidance; actin cytoskeleton organization. The record is from RefSeq and is a predicted model, not a curated record. The coding region runs from base 488 to 1687 and encodes 399 amino acids. The transcript is spliced from 14 exons.